ACUUGGCCAGGGUCUUAGCUAGGUGGAGGGCUGUCUAGCGUAUUUUAUGGUUUGUCUAACGUAAUCUUAUGAUUUCUGCCAUUAUAUUACCACAGAUAAGAGGUCCUUUUGAAUACCACACCAUAUAAAGCCAUAAAGAUAACGUUAACCGGGCGCACUGCUGGUCAGCAUGCUUCUGUUAGCAGACUAGCCGGUUAGUUAACGGCUGUAGGCAAGGGGGGAAGCAUAGCUAGCUUAGCAACGCUGAGAAACAAAAGAGCGGUGUAAGAAGCUCUCUGAGUUUAAACCAGCAGGCGCCGAGAAUAACGUUAACGAACUGACUGCGUGUUUAUAAGCUAGCGGUAACACCGCCUGCUCGAAGAGUCUGACAAGAAACGUUAAGCGAUGAUUUUGAUGUCAGCUGAGUAACCUGGUAAAGUACCAGUUAACAAUGCUGACAAGCAAAAGCCAUUUACUUAGGCUCGCUCAUGAUUACUACCUCCCACAUAUUUCAGCUGUUUAGCAGGAGCAUGUCCUUCAUUUGGAUCACAAGCUAUCAGUGCUGUCAGUGAUUUGAGCUGGAAAAUGUCUGAGUGGAAGCGCAUUUUUGAGGAAAAGCGGGUGAUCCCCCCUCACAGCCAGCACUCACGCCUAGCAUCGGGGCCAGCUCAGGCUUUUCGGCUGGUACUCAAACAGGUGGAUGGACUUCACGCAAAGCAGUCAGAAGAGGGGAAAGCAGGUGAGCAUCAGCUUCGCGUGACCCUGUUUGACUUGGAGUACCAGCACUUCUUUGGGAGGACAUGGCAAAGCGAGCCCCAUCGAGCCAAAUCCAGCAACCAGCCCACCAGAGUGCCUUUCAAUGAGGUCAUAUACUUUCACACUCCCCUGUGUUUGAGCUCAGUGGUGGCUGUGGUGGAGCUCGUCUCUCUGUCUUUCCAGAGUGCAGUGGGGGCAGGCUUCGGCCUCUUGCGACUCUUCUCCGAGCGGCCAGACUCCGGACCCCCUCAUGGGGAGGGCAGGUUGAAUCUAUUCCAUGGGACACCCCGAGCUCUGCUGCACCCAAUGCUGAGGGACCCCCUGCAGAUGAACGUGGUGUUAUCAGUGAUGGAGGGAACUCAGCUGCUGUAUUCUCUUCAGCCUCACUCUGCCCUCAGGCCCAUCAUGCACCUGCUCCCGCCCAACUUCCUGGUCUCUGGCCAUGACCUCAUCCCCGGGGUUGUACCACCCACAGACAACACAGACGCGCUGCGGAGGCCUCGACUGCUGCCGGAAUUCCCAUGUGUGUUGGACAGGGUGUGUGUGUCCCUCGCCCCUUCCAUGGAGGUCUUCGAGGCAAAUUUGCUGCAGAUGCUCAAUAAUGACAGGCUCAACAUGAAACUGGGCAUGGAGGUGCGGUCGGUGGUGGUGCAGGAACGCAGGCUGCAUGUGGGAGUCCAUAACGGCUGGGGCUGGGUAGAGAGGCCUCAGGUGCUGAUGCUAGAGCUGGGGGUCUUAGGGGCCAAGGGGAGCAGUGGCCUCAGACAGACUUCUACAGACAUACUCAGCCCCUCCACCGGUCCUGUACUGGUACUGCGUGAUGGUGUGGAGCUGAAGAUGAUGAGGCACCCGGCCUUCAGUGUGGUUUUCCAGCUGGAGUAUGUCUUCUGUGUGCCCCUGGCUGGAGAGGUGAAGAUGACCUCCACUGCCAUGCAGAGAGCUGUGUUUAUGCAGAGCGUGUGCUGGGGUGUGUGGAGUCCAUUCUCUGAUCCCAAUGGCUCUACUGUGCAUGUUUGUCUCAGCCUGCAGGGCGGCGCCCUACCCAACCCCUGUGGAGUAAUGGUUUGCACAGCACACAUAAAGCAGACCGAUUCAGAAAAGAGUGUCAUCAAGUUCAAGUUUUUAUCGAAUACGAAGGGUGCCGCUUCCAGCACGACGUUGAAAGCGAUCCCUCAGGAAACGCCUCAGCCUAGGAAGUUACACAGCACUUCCCAAGAUGAAAGCAAGCUUGCGAUGGAGUCUUCACCACUGUGCACGACCCGUGGCCCCGCACUCUCUCUCUCUCAGCUGGCUGCCACUUCACGCUACCCGACCAUGAGCCACACGGUGGGGUCGCCAUGGCAACAGCAGCUUCCUGCUCUGCUCGCUCCCUCCCCGAUGGCAUCGGCCCACCAGCUGUCACAUGUCGAACAUCCUGCCGCAGGCAGCAUAGCACACCUGGAAGUCAGUGCGAUGGAGAGAGAGGAAAUGAGGGAUGAGAAAGAAGAAGAGUGCAAUCUGCGUGAGCUGACCUUCACUCCUGUCCAUGCCCCCAUCAUUACCUUGGGAACUCACGCACCAGGCUCCAGCAGGACGAGCUCUCGUGGCUCUUUGGCUCAGCUCUUCUCCUCUCGCUUUCCUGAAAUCCGCGACGAGCUCGGCCAAGUGGCUGAAGUGCUGGAUCCAGCCGAGCCAGUGAACUUUGAUCCCCAGAGAGAAGAGGCAGACCCACUGCAGGCCAACACGCUUAUCCUUCAGUUUCUGGCUUUUACCAGGGUCCCCCAGGCAGGUGUGCCUGUGAAUUGGCCGAGCUCCGUCCAUUUCACCUUUCAGCUGUACCGCUUCCCUCCUGUCACCACCCAGCGCCUCCAGCUGCUGGAGCCCGAGCCCAAGCCCCUACCUGAUUACCCCUGUGUCCUCACGCUUAUCAACAAGGACGGCACGCUGAGCUCAGGAUGUCCUGGCCUGCAGCUGCAGUACCGUGUGGACCCUGCGUUUCUGAAGCCGGGAGAGCGAGUGUGGUUCCUGCGCUACCUGGCACUCCACUCACUGCAGAUAGACGUGUGGGACAGCGACUCGCUGCUGCUCAUCGGCUCUGCCGCUGUAGAACUGAAGCAUAUGUUGCGGCAGGGGCGAUCCGCUAUCCAGGUGAGUCACGAGCUGGAGGUCAUUACCACAGAGUACCUGCAGGAUGCCAGUCUGGUCAGUGAGCAUGCAGGCAGACACAGGGCCAUUCCAGCCAUCAACGUGUACACCACCGUCAAAGGCAGGCUGCACAUACGACUCGGCAACGUUGGUGGUACAGUGCAGAAAAGCCUGAAGUCCUCUGCUCUCCUCCCUCCAUCAUGCUCACACAUCGUCCAGCCUAGCCAAGCUCCUUCAGGUUUCAGAGGAGGCAGCCUGUCUUCCAACACAGUCCACACUCUCAACGCACAGAAUGUGAGGCGGGCCCAGCGUUUGCCGGAGAUUGACAGCGAGCUGGCCAGUCUCUUGCAUAGUCGUAUGAGAGAAGUGGGCGGGGCAUUGCUGCAGGGACAGAGCGAGACGGAAGAAGCGCGCCAGCGGAAGAUUGACAGGAUGGCAGCUGUGCGUCAGCACGAGGAGAGCAGCACACCCAACCUGCAAGAGACAAGCAGCUCCAUGAGGAGAAAGGAGGACCGUGUGCAGCACUCUCAGGACUUGCGUUUGAUUGAGGCGUAUCGAAAGCGCUGUAAAGCAGAGGGCAUCACUAACAUGCUGAGCAAGGCCAUCACCACCACACACACACUCUAUGCCACACUGGGUACUGCUGAGUUCUUCGAGUUUGUGCUCAAGAACCCUUUCAACGUUCCUCAGACAGUCACUAUUGAGUGUGACGACCCGGAGCUCAGUGUCAUAGUGAAGGCUGAGGAAUGGAGGUAUUUUAAGGAUUUGACGAAGACCUCCACUCCGUUGGAGGCGGAGAUGUUUCACCUGAAGGACAGUGGCCCGACUCCUCAGGUGUACCUGCGGCCCAAAGAGAGCGUCUACAUCCCACUCAAGUACCAGACCUUCCUCUCCGGCCAUGCGCUGCCCUCCCAGGACAGGAGCAGGUUAAAGAAUGCAAAUAGUCUACAGUUUAUUCACAGACAGCAGUCCAACACAGUACUGGCCAAGUCCAUUAAGGUGUUUUUCCGAGCAGAAGACGGUCAGCCUCUGGCUAUCUGCCAGGUGAAUGUGGAGCCCUCUCCACACGUGGUGGACCAGACCUUCCGCUUCUACCAUCCUGAACUCACCUUCCUUAAGAAAGCCAUCCGGCUGCCGCCCGCCACAGACAGCUUACCAGAUGGUAGUGCCAGCCUCCAGGUGCGCUGCAGCGACCCCGGAGUCAUCUGCCAUGCUGCCGCCAUGGCUCCAGGAGAACCUCAGGACAUUUAUCUGAAAGUGCCGGGGGCUGCCAACCCACAGAUCAAGAAAUUCUUCAUCACUGUGUUCACUGACCCCUGGUUGGCCUCCCCUGCUCAGACCUGGCAGGUGUACGUGCAUUACCUGCAGAGGAUGGAUGUGCUUUGUGUGUGCGGCACGCUUAGCUGGCACUCGCUGAUCCUGCGCGGCACACAGGUCAUUCGCAAGGUCAAGUGCUACACCUCGCACCCUCUGGAGCUUGAGGUGGAUCCGGGGGAGGUGUUUGCUCUUCCUGCUCAGGGGCUGCAGGAUAUUCGGCUGGGAGUGAGGGCUCUGCGCUCUGGGAGCAGUUUCCGCUACCUUAACGUGGUGGAUGUGGACACAAGGCAGCUAGUCGCAGCCUGGCUCCUGUGCAUCACUUGCAAGCAGCCGCUUAUAUCCCGGGCGUUUGAGAUCCAAGUGCCGGUGAGAGGAGGGAGGGGCAGCAAUAAGAAGAUCAGCUUCACCAAUCCUUACCCCUCCAGCAGGGGAUUCAAACUGUACUCUGACCACCCAGACCUACUACAGUUCAAAGAGGAACACUUUCAGAUCGCGGGAGGGGAGAGCUACAGCAUCGGCCUGCGUUUCGCUCCAAGUCAGAGUCCUGGGUCAGAGGAAAUCCUCAUCUUCAUCAAUGAUCUGGAGGACAAGAACGAGGAGACAUACUGUGUCAAAGUCAUCUACAGAUAACCCAAGCAAACUGAACCAUGAAACCCUGCUGCAUCAACAUCUUGUAUAGAUAACCUUCCCUAGAAAAUAAUCAAUUUUUUUAAAAGAAAAGUGCAAAUGAAUGCAAAUGACAUCUUUUUGAUCAUCACAGUGCAGGUAAACUUCUGAUAUUUAGCACAGCCAUAAGUAUUUGUUUCACCAGAGUUUGGUGCAGAUAAACGACGCCAACACUUUCCAUGGCUCAUCAAGUUAAGCAGAACUGUGAUUUCUAAAUUACACAUGGACUGAAACCCUGUGCCUUUGAGAUCUGUCCAGAUGCAGUGAAGAUGACAAAUUAGCUAGCCAAACAUUUUGAUGAUAAAGAAGGCCCAGUGAUAUCUACCCUUCUAUCUAAAAGUAGGCCUAGAUAUAUAUCUGGCCUUGUAUCUUACAUCCUCUCCCUUUCAAAAAUCUUUAAAUCUACAGCUGAGGGAACAUUUCUCUCCAUGAGUUUUAUGUGCUGUUCAGACCUUCUGGCUUUCUGUAGCUCUACAGCCUCACACAUUUCUCCAUUGAGUUCAGGGCAUUCUCCCUAUAGACAUCAGCAGCUUUCUGUGGAGACUGUUUCUAUUAAGAGCUUCUUCUAUAGACAAAGGAUUUUUCAUCAUAGAUCAGUGACUUUAUUGAAAUGAGUCUUUUUUCCUUGUUCCUCAGUGGCUUAGAGCUUCUUCCUAUAGAGACCAAGAGCUUCUUCUAUGAAGAUCAAACGAGAUAUAUGAGUCUUAGUAUGUAGAGUUGAAGUAUUUUUUUCCACACUGUAUCAAGGGCUUCCUAUAGAGACCACAUGUUUUACAGAUGGUGAUCAAAGAAGAAUUUUUCCCUACAGAUAAAGUAGUUUCUAUAGGGAUCUGUGACUUUUCCCUUAAGAACUUGAGGGCUUUCUGUACAGAUCAGAGUAAGUCACAGUGCUCUUUCUGUUUAGUGUGUGAAAUCUCCUGCAGUGGGUUGCUAUCUCCAGAGCAGUUUCCUAUUGCGAUGGAGCAGUUCCUCUAUGGAGAUUGAGGGUUUUACUUGUAGAGAUGGAGGGCCCUCUCUAUAGGGAGCAGGGCCUUUCUCAGCUCUGUAGCGGCAGAUGCAGAACACUUUAUGCUUGUUUAUCACUGAGCUUAACCUCCUGCGGUUAGUUGUUAUCACCAGAGCUCAGCAGGGACACUCUUCUCCCAAUGCUUCUGCUCCAGCAUACUACUAUACACUCAUCGGGGCCUGCUGCCAUGUGCCAUGUAGGGAGAUCUCAUGGUGUGUCUUCAAUAGCGGCGCUCUGCAGUCAGAAAUUGCUCCUGAACGACCGGAAAGGUGCUUUGCUAAAGCCAUUAAUAUGAGUAGAUCGGCUGAAUCUGAGGAUAUUGACCCACCCAUGCUCCACCCACAAAUGUGUUCUUCUGUAGCAACUGUUGCCAGGUUGGACAAGCUUUACAGAAUGUCUCAUUCAGCCUAAUGAGACACUUAGUUUCCCUACAUAUCAUUGAGUUUCCAGUUUAAAAUGUUGUAGCAAGCAAAACAACAUUUAUUGCCUUCAUUUGCCAUAACAUUAGCUUAAUUAUUGAACAAGAAACUACCUAAUGACAUCUCACACAUGCAAUAUGAAUAUAAUUUAAAAUAAUUACAAACUUCAAAUUUGGAUAUUUUGCCAAAAAAAACAGAUGUACAAUACAAUUUCUCAUUAUGCUGAAUUGCAUUUUUACCAAUGGUGAAGUGUCUAAACUGGCAACAGUUGCUUGAAAGCAUCUCACAUAUUUACAGUUCCAAAAUACAGCUGCAAAAGAUGAUUUGGCUCAUUCUCAAUUUCUGCUCAAUUCACGAUGGUUGCAAACGUUUACAGUUUUACAGGAAUUUUUUUCCUGAAUGUUUUUUACAGGGGUAUUUCACUAUUUUUAAAAAAUGUCUGCAUAAUUUAAUGGUAAAUAAAGUAAUUCUGAAUGA
Molecule: messenger RNA, 6744 nt
Organism: Pygocentrus nattereri (red-bellied piranha)
Lineage: Eukaryota; Metazoa; Chordata; Actinopteri; Characiformes; Serrasalmidae
Gene: nphp4
Product: nephronophthisis 4
Exons: 29
Coding region: 565-4806 (1413 amino acids)
Biological process (GO): protein localization to ciliary transition zone; negative regulation of canonical Wnt signaling pathway
Cellular component (GO): ciliary transition zone; ciliary base; ciliary basal body
Source: RefSeq, a predicted model, not a curated record